UUUCCGGCCACCCGGUCCCUCUCCUGUCUCCUCGUACGUGAUGGUGGAACCAGUACCAGAGUCGAUCAGUUUUCCUUCUGAGGAGGAACGCAUCCUCAAAUUCUGGAACGAGAAGGACUGCUUCCAGGAAUGCCUUAAACAAUCCAAAAACAGGCCCAGGUACACGUUCUACGAUGGGCCGCCUUUUGCCACCGGUCUCCCCCAUUAUGGCCACAUUCUGGCGGGCACCAUAAAGGACAUCGUGACCCGGUUCGCCCAUCAGAGCGGCUUCCAUGUGGACCGACGCUUCGGCUGGGAUUGCCACGGCCUGCCUGUGGAAUACGAGAUUGAUAAGACUCUGGGGAUUAAAGGACCGGAGGAUGUUGCUAAGAUGGGGAUUGCCGAGUACAACAAGCAGUGCAGGGCUAUCGUGAUGAGAUACGCCACCGAGUGGGAGGUGUCGGUGAGGAGAAUGGGGCGCUGGAUCGAUUUUAAGAACGACUACAAGACUCUGUACCCCUGGUUCAUGGAGACCGUGUGGUGGGUGUUUAAGCAGCUGUAUGAUAAAGGUUUGGUGUACAGAGGGGUGAAGGUCAUGCCGUUCUCUACAGCCUGUAACACGCCGCUGUCCAACUUCGAGUCGCACCAGAACUACAAGGACGUUCAGGAUCCGUCCGUCAUGGUGAACUUCCCUCUGCUGGAGGACGAGAGCGUGGCUCUGAUCGCUUGGACCACCACGCCGUGGACGCUACCCAGUAACCUGGCGCUGUGCGUCAACCCGGAGUUCACCUACGUCAAGGUCAAAGACAACGCCACGGCCAAAGUGUACAUCAUGAUGGAGGCCAGACUGGGGGCGCUGUUCAAAUCUGAGGCUGAGUACACCAUCCUGGAAAAGUUUCCUGGUAAAACUCUGAAGGGUAAACAGUACAAACCUCUGUUCCAAUAUUUCAUCAAGUGUAAGGAGGACGGAGCGUUUUCGGUCGUGCUGGAUAACUACGUCAGAGAGGAGGAGGGUACCGGAGUGGUUCACCAGGCGCCCUACUUCGGAGCCGACGAUUACCGGGUGUGUAUGGAGUACGAGAUCAUACAGAGAGACUCGGCGCCCAUCUGCCCCGUCGACUCGUCCGGCUGCUUCACCCCCGAGGUCACGCACUUCGCCGGCCAGUACGUCAAGGACGCCGACAAAAACAUCAUUAAGUGGCUGAAAGAGAACGGGCGGCUGGUCAACACCAGCACUUUCAAGCACAGUUACCCUUUCUGCUGGAGGUCGGACACUCCGCUGAUCUACAAAGCCGUGCCGAGCUGGUUCGUGAGGGUGGAACACAUGGUGGAGAAACUUCUGGAAAACAACGGCAAAUGCUACUGGGUUCCUGAAUUUGUGAGGGAGAAGCGUUUCGGCAACUGGCUGAGAGACGCCCGGGACUGGGCCGUGUCUCGUAACCGAUACUGGGGGACUCCCAUUCCUCUGUGGGUCAGCGACGACUUCGAGGAGGUGGUGUGUGUGGGCUCCAUAGCCGAACUGGAGGAGCUGACCGGAGUGAAGGUCACUGAUCUGCACCGGGAAACCAUCGACGGCUUGACCAUCCCGUCGCGGCGUGGGAAAGGUCACCUGAAGAGGAUCUCUGAGGUGUUUGACUGCUGGUUCGAGAGCGGCAGCAUGCCCUACGCUCAGGUGCAUUACCCCUUCGAGAACAAGCGGGAGUUUGAGGACGCCUUUCCUGCAGACUUCAUCGCAGAGGGCAUCGACCAGACCAGAGGAUGGUUCUACACGUUGCUGGUGCUCUCGACUGCUCUGUUUGGUAAACCGCCGUUCAAGAACGUCAUCGUCAACGGCCUGGUUCUGGCCAGCGAUGGGCAGAAGAUGAGUAAGAGGAAGAAGAACUACCCAGACCCGGGCUUGAUCGUACAGAACUACGGAGCUGAUGCGCUCAGGCUGUACCUGAUCAACUCUCCCGUGGUGCGAGCUGAGAACCUGCGCUUCAAAGAGGAGGGGGUGAGGGACGUGCUGAAGGACGUCUUCCUGCCCUGGUACAACGCUUACCGCUUCCUCGUACAGAACGUCCAGAGACUCCAGAAGGAGGAUGAUAUUCAGUUCCUGUACAACGAGAGCACGGCCAAGCUGAGCGACAACAUCAUGGAUAAAUGGAUCCAGUCCUUCACGCAGUCGCUCAUUCAGUUCUUCAAGGCCGAGAUGGACGCUUACAGGUUGUACACGGUCGUUCCCAAACUGGUGAAGUUCGUGGACAUGCUGACCAACUGGUACGUGAGGACGAACCGCAGGCGUCUGAAGGGCGAGAGCGGAAGUGAGGACUGCAUGGCGGCUUUGGAGACUCUGUUCAGUGUGCUGUUCUCCAUGUGCAGACUGAUGGCUCCCUUCACUCCGUUCAUCACCGAGCUGAUGUACCAGAACCUGCGGCACCUGAUCGACCCCGCCUCGGUGGAGGAGAAGGAUUCCAGCAGUAUCCACUACCUCAUGCUGCCUCAAGUCAGGGAGUCGCUGAUCGACAAGCGUAUCGAGAACGCCGUGUCCCACAUGCAGUCGGUCAUCGAGCUGGGCCGAGUGAUCCGCGACCGGAAAACGCUGCCCGUUAAGUAUCCCCUCAGGGAGGUGGUGGUCAUCCAUCAGGACCAAGAGGCUCUUCAGGACAUUCAGUCCCUGCAGAAAUACAUCCUGGAGGAGCUGAACGUGCGCCAGCUCACCCUGUCCACCGACAAAGAUAAGUACGGCAUCCGCCUGAGGGCGGAGCCCGACCACAUGGUCCUGGGGAAGAGGCUGAAGGGUGUGUUCAAGGCCAUCACGGCGGCCAUCAAGGAGCUGAAGAGCGAGGAGCUGGAGGCCUUCCAGAAAUCAGGUACCAUCGUGGUGGACGGACACGAGCUGCGUGAGGAGGAUUUGCGUCUGAUGUACACCUUCGACCAGACGUCAGACAUGGCCACGCAGUACGAAGCUCAUUCAGAUGGACAGGUGCUGGUGCUGUUGGACAUCACCCCCGAUCAGUCCAUGGUGGAUGAAGGCGUGGCUCGAGAAGUCAUCAACCGCAUCCAGAAACUGCGCAAGAAGGGUCAUCUGGUGCCAUCGGAUGAGAUCACCGUGUAUUACAGCUCUGAACCUGCUGGUGAUUACCUCCACAAAGUCGUCCAAGCUCACACGGACUUCAUCUUAGCCACUACAAAGGCCCCACUGAAACCGUACCCCGUUCCCCAAAACGCCAGCGUGAUCGUCCAGGAGAAAACUCAGUUGAAGGGUUCCGAUCUGGAUCUGACCAUCGUUAAGGGGGCGUGGGCUUCCAGAGCGCCCCUCGACGGCCCUUCGUGCGCUUACGUCAACCUCAGGGUCAAACAGCAAGAAGGCGUGGUUCUGCUGGAGAAUCCGAAGGGAGAUAACACACUGACCGUGGAGAAGCUGAAGAUGGUUUGCCGCAGCAUUUUUAAACUCGACGCUUCAGCUUUGACCGUGUUUAAUGGGGCAGCAGAGCUGAAGAGCGGCGCUGAUCUCCUGGCUCUGAGCGGGAAAACUCUGUGUGUGACGUCCGGCGCUCGUCCUCCAGAAUCGACCGGCUCCGACUCUCUGCUGUGUCCCUACAUCAAUCUGCAACUAAUCAACACCCCUCCUGCAGAGUGCCAGACGGGUGACGUCGGGAUGCUGCUGCUCGCCAACCCGGCGGGUCAGAACGGCCUCCAGCACGCCGCCCUCAUCGCUGAAGCUGCUAAAGUGUUCGGGCUCAGAGGAAGGAGACUCAAACUCUACACAGACCAGGAUCUUACUGAAGAACUUCUGACUGAAACCUCUGUGAAGAACCUGAACACAAAGACCUUAUAUGUGAAAGUCCUGCCCACCACUGCAGAAGCAUAGUCAUAUAUAAAAAAAAUACCAAGUCUGACUGAAAUAACAGUUCCAGCAGAAUCUCGUGUUCACCAUAACUCAAUUGUCUUUUAGUUCUAGUGCAUUUAUUAAAUGGAAAAGCGACAUGAGACUUGACGUUGUAAUUGUCUAAUAAAUGAAUUCAGAACUAAUAA
Trichomycterus rosablanca is the source of this 3996-nucleotide messenger RNA. It is a transcript of the gene iars1, whose product is annotated as isoleucyl-tRNA synthetase 1. The transcript is spliced from 34 exons. The record is from RefSeq and is a predicted model, not a curated record. The coding region runs from base 41 to 3832 and encodes 1263 amino acids. Gene Ontology annotation, biological process: isoleucyl-tRNA aminoacylation. Gene Ontology annotation, molecular function: ATP binding; tRNA binding; aminoacyl-tRNA deacylase activity. Lineage: Eukaryota; Metazoa; Chordata; Actinopteri; Siluriformes; Trichomycteridae.